AUGGAACGUCAAGCAUCUAUUGACCGAAAACGCAGACUAGUACCAUCAAACUCCUUCCCAAAUCAAAUUCUUCAAUUGGUUGUUAAUUACGAUCCAAAACUUGAUUUCACCUGCGUGCCAAUCGCCAUUGACGAAGAAUUUUACGAGUCAUCCAUACGUCAGCAAACAUAUGGGUUAAUCUGGAACUCCGUUCGAUCAUCGAAUACAAGUAGAUUGAUCUCGUACGAUCGGCUGAAUGCAUUUGUCGAGAUUCUUCAAAUACCAUCGGAAUGGUCACGAUACGACAUCGACCUCCUUAUUCACAAGAAUAGAAAUCACAAAUUGUUAAACGGUCUCGCUCUACGUGAUGAAUUUGUUCGUGUUUUACACCGAGUUUUUCAACAAGAUCCCAGUCAAAUGAACGAUUCGUAUGUCUUGAAGCAUCUGGAGUUCACUCGUCGCGCAAUUCAAUUAACAUUUCAUCAUCGACAAGAUACGGAAUUGCCGCUGAUCAUUACAUUUUUGCUCCUCAUCGAAUUGAAUAUCCCUUGGACAACCUUCUUUCCUAAUGAAUAUUUCCAAUCCCAUGCUGAUAUCAAAUCGACAUAUCUAAGUCCGUCAAAUUCUAUUAAAUUUCAAUUCGAUUCGAGUGUUAUCGAAGCGAACCUAUGCCAUUAUCUGAUCGACACUUCUGAAUCAUUCUCAUCGAUAUUCAAAAGUCUUAUCGAGCUACGAAAACAAUCUCUAAAUUAUAUCCAACGAGCGGUGAGAUAUGUUUCCAAAACAAGAGACGAACAAACAUCAUCAGACCAAAUCAAUCCAUCAAUAUCAGCCAAGAUCGAAGGUGUCUUAUCAUCAUUAUUUUGCACAUCAUCCUUACAGACAUUAUUCCUAAUACUUUGUUCGAAUUAUUCACAAAUUGAAUCGAUUUCAUCGCCCAUCGUUAAUGCUUUACAAAUCUUAAUCAAUGCUCUAGAAAACAAUUAUCUCGAACACCCCUUACUGAAAACAAAAAACAUAUUUUCGGAAAUGUUUUCGCUCUGCGAUGUAAGUCUUCAAUAUGGAAUCAAAAAACUACUUGUGGAUAUGCAAAUCAAUUCGAAAAGAGGUAUGCGUCGAUAA
This is a messenger RNA of Adineta ricciae, 1101 nucleotides long. The record is from the annotation of a GenBank genome assembly. Lineage: Eukaryota; Metazoa; Rotifera; Eurotatoria; Adinetida; Adinetidae.